Numida meleagris (helmeted guineafowl) is the source of this 3541-nucleotide messenger RNA. Its product is annotated as phosphatidylinositol 3-kinase regulatory subunit alpha-like. The record is from RefSeq and is a predicted model, not a curated record. NCBI's taxonomy places the organism in Eukaryota, Metazoa, Chordata, Aves, Galliformes, Numididae. Gene Ontology annotation, molecular function: protein binding. Gene Ontology annotation, biological process: signal transduction.
AGCUCCCCAGCACCGGGAGGAUGAAGGGCAGAGAGAGACCGGGCUGAGAAGGGGACAGCGUGUGGGUCUGCGGCAUUUGCUCACCUCCAUAGUGAUCCCUGAGCCAACCUCACUGAGCAUCAGCGUGGAAUUUUGGGACUGGAGGGGUCAGCGUACCCUCUCCGAGGCAGUGAUCUCUUCUUCCUCACUGGCAUUCCCUGCUCCAUCCAUGGCCUCCUCGGAGGGGCUGCAGUACCGCGCGCUCUACGAGUACCAGAAGGACCGGGACGAGGACCUGGCGCUGAGCCCCGGGGAUGUGCUGACCGUCAGCAGGGCUGCACUACUCGCUGCCCCCAACUACAAGGACGGGGAUGAGCGCAGCCCCCAGGGCUGGCUGCACGGCCUCAACGAGCGCACCAAGGAGCGCGGAGACUUCCCUGGCACCUACGUGGAGUACCUGGGCCCCGUGUGCCUCACCGCCGCAGCCACCAAGGCCAAGACACGGCCAUUGCCCCCACCACCUGCCGGGACCCCUGUGCCCACCGGCCAGCCCUGGGGGCUCCCGGGGCAGGCAGAGCACGCUGAGCAACCAACCCUCCCUGAGCAGGCACUGCUGACUGUGGCCAGGCUCAUCGAGGCACUCGAAAAGCAAGGUCUCGACAGUGAGCUGCUCUACCGAUCGGAUCCUGGUGUGCUGGGUGAUGCUGAGCUGAAGGAGGCUCUUCUGGCGGGUGCCUCGGACGUGGACAUGGAGCUGUAUGAUGCCCAGACAUUGGCAGAGACCCUCAAGUGGUACCUGCAGGAGCUGCCAGCCCCCCUCGUCCCUCCCAUCCUCUGCACCGACCUGCUCUGUAUGGCUCAAGAGACCCUGAGCAUGGAGGAGUGUGGGCAGCGUGCCCGAGCCCUGCUGGCCCCGCCAGCCCUGCCACAGCCCCACGCACUGCUGCUGCAGGAGCUCACUCGGCACUUCAGCCGCCUCUGCCAGGCUGCCCGCAAGAACCGGCUGUCAGCACAGCUGCUUGGGGAGCUCUUUGGGGAGCUGCUCCUCCGCCCUGUGCCUUCCAGCAAUGAGGCAAACCCUGAGGUCUGCGCAAGGAUCAUCGAGUCCCUCAUCUUGACUAGUGAGGCAGCCGAGGUGCCAGCAGCCCCCGGUAAGUGACACCUGGAUGAGGGGACAGAACUGGUGGCACUGCCUGAGGACAGGCACGUGUGGUCCCAACCUCCGUGGGUUUGGAGGAAGGAAGGGGCUCAGUGUGCUGCUUGUUUGGUUGUGGUUUGGAGCUUCUGCUUUGGUGGAUUAAGCCCCAGCCCUCAGCUGGCCACGUCCCAGUGCCGUGACUGUCUUACCUGGUGGCACCUUGUUCCCAUCACUGCCAGACCGCAGGAGGUGCCUCUGGUACUAGUACAGCACCCAGGGCAGGUGGACGCAGUAGGGAGGAAGGCUGGUGGUGGCCCAAACUGCAAACCCUGAGGACCACAGAGGCCCAUCCCUGCAGGAUCCCAUCUCCAGCCAUGUCCCCCUCCCCACACAGAGCCACCCAGGAGCUGCAGCUGCUUCCAGCCUUCCUGCCUUGUAAUAUAUCUGGUCCCUGUCAUCGCCUCAGGUCACUGCAGGGUGGCCAGGCCAGGCAGGAUUACGGCUCCUAAUAUUGCUCAUAAAUCAGCCCUUCAGACUUGUCAGCUGAUCUCUUCCCUGCUGAUCCAGAUGUUGGACAGCUGUGGCUGUCCCUGCGCUCUGUGCAAUGGUGACAUUCCAAUUGCUGUCCCCAUACCCUGAGGCAGCACCGGUUAUCCCCACCCCACACUGAGUGGGAGGUGGGUGGGAUUCAGCAGGUCCCCAUCCCUUUUUUGGGUCCAUAUCUCCACUGGGGAUAUGUCACCAUGAGCCAGGAUAACCGUGCCACUGUGCUGCGUGCCGCUGGACAGGUCCUGCUGCUCAUAUAUCCAAAAGGAGGAGGUCAUUACCCAACUGUCAUCACAUUAGGAUGUUGGGAAGCUUAAUUAAAUGCCUGCAAAGCACUUUGGGGAGCUGCGGUGCUAUAUAUAAAGUGCAAAGAAUUAUUAUUAGGCAGGGGCCGCGCGCCUUGGCCCCGGCCUCGCCCCCUGCGUCCCGGCACCGAUAUUAUUUUGGGGUGCACGUGGAGCCGCCGCUUUCUAAUUCUCGCUGUCGAAUGGCUAUAAAUACCCAGCAAUAACACAGCAGUGUGUGCAAACAGCCCGGGAAUAGGAGCCGGGAGCUGACACGGAGGAAACCGCGCUGUGACCUCAUCCUGACUCAGGCAUAAAUAUACCUGGUGGCAGUGGGGCAUGGGGCCCCACGGGUAUGGGGACAGUGGCAAUGAGGUCACCUGUGGGGUGGUGACCCUGGGGGCUCCACCAGUGCAUGGGCUGGGGCUGCAUCCAGAGCUCCCUGCUGUGCCCUCCAGCAUGUCCCCAAAUCCACACCCGGCGCACAGACAUGGGGACAUUUUGGGGUCUGGGGAGCACACAAAGGCACGGUACAGGACCCUCAGCCCCAAGGCUGUUUCCCAGUCUGGGUGAGGGGGAGGGAAGGCAGAGGGAAGCAGUGAUGUAAAUACCGGCUCAGCUGAAGGAAGAUGACUUCAUCUCCUUUUCCUCUCCUGCUGCUAUUUAUAGGCACUUUAAUUUACUCCCCUUUGCUUUAUUAUCUCUCCAGCAAGCCGUUAGCCCUCAGACAGCAGGAUGCCUUUACUCACCAUGCAGCAAAGACUUGUGAAAAAAAAAGAAAAAAAAACAAAAAACAACAACCCACCACCACACACAAAUAGAAAAGCCAAACACGGGGGCAGAAAGCAGGGAAGGCAGAGCACCAGGGGUAGGAGCACCACCAUUCCUUGCCCCAGGUUUGGGGAGAAAAUGCGACCACUUCAGCUCCCUUGGGAGAAAAAGCAGGGAUGAGGUGUCCCCAUUCCAGAGCAGGGUUUUGGCAGAGUGCAGCCUGGGUGGUUUCCAAGCCCAGGUCCUGCUUGGAGCUGUGCUGCUGGCAGGGGACAGGGCCAGCUGUCCCAGUGCGCGGCGGUCACCCCUGCGUCACUGUCUAUGUGCCGGUCCUGCCGCCGCGACGCGCUGCUCAGUGUGCCAGGAAGGGGAGAGGAGCAAUAAGUAGGAAAAGGGAUUGGAGUUAUAAAUACUGUGGGGGCAUCUCCUGCUGUCCCCAAGAGUGUGAUGGAGUGGUGGCGGGGCAGCACACGGAUGGCAGUGGGGAUGCUUUCCUUUCAGGCGGUAUUUUGGGAUGCAGCCGUGAGCAUCCCAGCACUUGGCUUGGGAAAUCGGCCCCAGAGUGCCUGUGAGACAGCCAAAAGGGAGGGGGUGAGCCUUCCCCUGGCCAGAGCAUCUCUAGGCUGCAUUGCCCCUCCACUGCCCCUUCCCAUGUUUCAUCCCUUGGGGUUGGAGGUGGGGAGCCCCUGAGCAGCGGAUGGUGUUAAAAAAUGGGAGAAACUCAUCCAAAAACUGCAUGGAGUGGGCAAAAGGAGGCAAGUGGUCUCCUGUGCAGAUGUCUGGUUCUGGCUCCCCUCAUCUGAAGAUAAUACACAGCAAACAA